Molecule: messenger RNA, 1617 nt
Organism: Hemibagrus wyckioides
Lineage: Eukaryota; Metazoa; Chordata; Actinopteri; Siluriformes; Bagridae
Gene: pigf
Product: phosphatidylinositol glycan anchor biosynthesis, class F
Exons: 6
Coding region: 226-885 (219 amino acids)
Biological process (GO): GPI anchor biosynthetic process
Cellular component (GO): endoplasmic reticulum membrane
Source: RefSeq, a predicted model, not a curated record
CAUUGUGGGUCACGUGACUUCGUGAUGCCGGAAGAGCGCGACCUAAAUUAAAUCGCUCGUGUCCUCUGUCUUGGAUUAUUGCUUUAUGAAAUGUGCGAUUUAAAGUAUUUUAUGAUUUGUCUCUGCUGAUCAUUUAAAUAGGCUACAAAGAGCAAGAGCUUUCUCUUUACAAAGUCAACAAAAUAGCCGAGAAAGAAGCGAAGUAAUUCUUUACCUUGCAGAGUCAUGUGGGAAGUAGAAAUCAGAGGCAUGGCAUCAGCUCACGCCCUCCUCGCCGGCUCUGUGCUGGUAGGAAGCCUGGUGCCUGCUCUCUCUGUGGAGAACUUUUCAGUGUAUGGGACACACUUGGUGUGGCUUUAUUCUGUGUGUGGUUGUGUUGCCAUAGUCAACAUCACUGUGUUUUGGCUUCUCGGCAUCAGUCCACCGACAAAGAAACACACACUGAGCUAUAAGCUUUCUCGACUGAUUAGAUCCUGUGUGUAUUUUCUGCUGUCUUGCCUCUUCUUCCACACUGUGGUUGUUCUGUAUGGGGCAUCUCUGCUGGAGUCAGCUCUGGAGACGUUUUCUCUGGCUGUACUGCUCUCCACUCUCACCACACUGAGGUGUCUGUGUAUGCUUGGGCCAAACGUACAGGCUUGGAUCCGGGUUUUCAGUAGAGAUGGGGCGAUGUCCGUGUGGGACACAUCACUUCAGAUUACUACUGGCUGCAGCGUCGUUGGAGCCUGGCUUGGAGCUUUCCCCAUUCCUCUUGACUGGGACAGACCCUGGCAGGUGUGGCCCGUUUCCUGUUCCCUCGGGGCAACAGGAGGAUUUCUGACAGGGCUGCUAGCUGCUCCGAUCUGGAUCCGUUGGCACCGCAAGCAGCUCACCUACAAACUCAAAUGAAGGACAGGAACUUACAGGCACAGGCCACGUUCUGGAUGAGCGUCUAAGGGCUGCGUUAUAAAUCAUCCCCCUACAGGUUCCUCGUGCUUGCGCCAGCUCUUUUCCAAGUCAUGUCCUCUGAGGUCAAAUGCAGCAAUAGAAAGUAUUUUUUCCUCAGGUUUACAGGUUUAGUUGUUCCUUCAAUCGCUGCAGUGGUUUGAUACAUAUAUACUUGAUCAUUCCGGAUUUCAUUCUUUCUUGUAAUAAAGGACGUAAAAACCCAGACUGGAAAGAGAAACGUUUUGUAAAAGGCAUUGGUUUUGCAACCUCAUGUUGCCGGAUGCGGGUUCCCUUUUUCAAGAAAUAAAGUCUUGCUUCUGUAAAUGUCUGGGGUGUUUGGUUGUGCUCUUUAAGCUGUCUGCAUUUUCUCUCCAGCUCACGCAUGCCUACAGAAGCAAAACUGAAAAUACAGUCAGACUGUUUUCAGUCAUCAGGAUUGUUGUAGUGUGCCAUUCAUUGUCUUGCCCAUGCAAGUUUUUCAUUUUCUGUGCUUCUAUGUUACUUGUUCCGGUGUUAUCACAAUCAUGUUUAGUGUCCUUCUUGGUCACCAAGCUUUGCUCACAAAUGCUUUUUGUCGUUGUUCUCACUCAUUCACUCCCUCCGUCCCAGAGUAAAAUUUGUUCCUGUUUUCUAAGUAGUAAAAGAUUUCAUACCUGUCCCCCCCCCACCUACUGCACAAGGUGUUUCCAUUUU